CAUUCACCGGAGGGUCAGGGAUUAUAUAGCUAUCGGAUAUAAGCUUAGAAUGGAGAUGAAACAUAAGCCAUAAAGUUGAUCACAUACUUGAGAAACAGAUAUUUUAUUGGAAAAGAAAUGGAAAAGAAAAAGAAAAGAAACAAAACAAAAAGCUAGGCUUUGGAAUAAUUCUAGGGUUUUAAUCUUCAAUGAGGUUAAAGAUCGUAUCAAGAACGAGAUUCUUCAUGAACUCCUCGUCGCAAUCCUUGAGCUUCUUCUUCGUCUCCUCAGAUGCAUCUACAUGAUCAUCAUCAUCAUUAAAGGAAGAUAUACAUGUUUUUCGAUUGUGAAUAGGAAAUCACAAUUAAGAGAUUAACCGACUCCUAAACAUUAUAAAUAGAGACCUUCUUCGACUCCUUUCAUUCACACAUCUUUGCAUAAUUCAUAGAUCAAUUCUUUUUUUUCAUCACCCAAAAAAACACCACAAAACGAUCGACGAAACCAAUAUGUCUUCCCAAAAGAUCGUGUUGGUGAGCUCUGAUGGCGAGACUUUCGAAGUUGAGGAAGCGGUGGCGAGAAAACUUCAGAUCGUAGGACACAUGAUCGACGACGACUGUGCCCAUAAACCGAUCCCGCUUCAAAACGUUACAGGAAAGAUCCUCGCCAUGGUUGUCGAGUAUUGCAAAACACACGUCAACGAUGUAGAUGAUGCUGCUGCUGAUGAUAAAGAAGAGAGCGAGGAAGACAAGAAGAAGAAGAAAGCUGAUGCUGCUUCAGCCUCUGGAGAUGAUACCGACAAGAAGCUUGAGGUCGAGGCUUUUGACAAAGGCUUCUUGCAGGAUUUAGAUUUGGAAACCAUCUUCCAAAUCAUUCUCGCUGCUAACUAUCUCAACGUGAAAGGCCUUCUUGAUCUCACUUGCCAGAACGUUGCUGAUCACAUCAAAGACAUGUCUGUAGAGCAAGUUCGAGAAAUCUUUGGCAUCCAGAACGAUUUCACUGAGGAAGAAGAGAAAUCGAUUCGAGCGGAGAACGCAUGGGCUUUUGAAGAUGCUGCACAAGCUGAUCCAAAACCCUAACUUUUUUCUUGUUUCGUUUCUAAUUGUCGGUUUUUAGGGUUUCUUUUUUCUCCAUAUUUGA
Messenger RNA from Capsella rubella, 1116 nucleotides. RefSeq names its product SKP1-like protein 14. The record is from RefSeq and is a predicted model, not a curated record. The coding region runs from base 486 to 1055 and encodes 189 amino acids. NCBI's taxonomy places the organism in Eukaryota, Viridiplantae, Streptophyta, Magnoliopsida, Brassicales, Brassicaceae. Gene Ontology annotation, biological process: SCF-dependent proteasomal ubiquitin-dependent protein catabolic process. Gene Ontology annotation, cellular component: cytoplasm; nucleus. The transcript has a single exon. Gene Ontology annotation, molecular function: cullin family protein binding.